AUGGCCAGCAAAGACUCCAAAGAAGACAAGGACGCCCUCGAUGCUCUUGAGCUUGAGGCCAAGGAAUUUGACAAGGAUGCUGAGAUCGACCGUAUUUUGAAGGCUUUCCGCCUUGAUGCUUAUGCCGUUCUCGACCUUCAGCCUGGUGUCCCCGACUCGGACAUUAAGGCUACGUACCGCAAAAAGUCACUACUUAUCCAUCCCGAUAAAACAAAGAACCCCCUAGCACCAGAUGCCUUUGAUCGGCUAAAGAAGGCUCAAACGGAGCUUAUGGACGAGAAACAUCGUGAACGACUCGAUGAAGCCAUAGCAGACGCGCGAAUGCUUCUUAUUCGCGAGAAUAAAUGGACGGUAGAUAGCGAAGAGCUCAAAACGGAAGAGUUUCAGAAAAUGUGGCGCGCAAAGGCCAGAGACGUCCUCAUCGAUAACGAGCAUCGCCGACGCCGCCAAAUGAAAGCCCAGCUUCAGGAGGAAGGCCGUGAGCAACGGCGCGAAGAUGCCGAGUUGGAGGAUCGUAAGCGCAAGCGGCAGCAUGAGCAGGAUUGGGAGGCCACUCGGGAUGAGCGCAUCACCAGCUGGCGCUCGUUCCAGAAAGGACAAGGUGGCGACAAGAAGAAGAAGAAGAAGCUUAAGCCCAUCGGCUAA
Molecule: messenger RNA, 645 nt
Organism: Fusarium sp. VM40
Lineage: Eukaryota; Fungi; Ascomycota; Sordariomycetes; Hypocreales; Nectriaceae
Source: the annotation of a GenBank genome assembly